CCCGUGUGCGUGUACCCGGUGCGUUGGCUGUGCAUCACAUCAGCGCGGAACGCCAGACAAGAGUCCAUAGUUCUCUAACGGUUGUGCCAUGUGCGAAACAAAGGCUACUGGGCGGUGGCGAGGCCAGCGAGACGGCGACGGGAAGAUGCUGUCGAAACAAGAUCUAGACAUGAUCGCGGCGUACAAGUACAAACCGGGCGCGUACACGCACCUCGACAACCUCCUCACGCCCUUCUGGAACUGGGCGGUGACGCUCCUCCCCGUGUGGAUGGCGCCCAAUCUCGUGACCUUCAUCGGCCUCGCCGGGACGUGUCUCGCGUCGCUGUUGGUGACGAGCUACAGCCCGGGCCUGGAGGGGGAGACGGUGCCCGGGUGGUGCUCCCUGCUCUUCGCCUUGGCCUUAUUUUUGUACCAGACGCUGGACGCCAUCGACGGAAAGCAGGCCAGGAGAACCAACAGCUCCAGCCCGCUCGGGCAGCUCUUUGACCACGGCUGCGAUGCGGCCGUCAAGGUGCUCUGCUUCGUGGCGAUGUGCGCCACGCUGGAAGUAGGCCCGACGCCCAACGUGAUGAUCCUAUUCUGUAUCGUGGAAGGCGUGUUCUACAUGGCUCAGUGGGAGGAGUACCACACGGGCACGCUCAACUGGUCCAACGGUUACAUGGGCGUAACGGAGUCGCAGCUCAUCCAGAUGGGGCUCUUCGUGAUCUCGGCCUUCUUUGGCCAAGACAUUUGGUCGGCAGCCGUAACACUGCCAGGGACGGACUUGAGGGUGAGUGUGCUGCAGGCCAUGGUGUGGGCGCUUAUUCCUCCGGCUGUAGCUAUGGUUUCCUCCAACAUCAGGAGGGUCUGGGCCAGUCGCCCGGAGGAUCUGCCCGAGGAAGAGAGGGGACUGAAGACGAUCGGAGUGUACCCGGGAGUGCUGCAGCUGCUGGCCAUGUCGGCGGCGAUGGGUCUAGGCGUUGCACUCUCCAUGGGGCCCGCCUUGCCGGUGUUCGUGAAGCACACGGGGCUGCAGCUAUUCAUGCUCGGGACGGUCACUACGCACCUCACGAGCCAAAUGAUCGUGCACCACAUGGCCAAGUCGGCACUGUCCUUGCAGGACGUGACGUGCCCGUCUCUCCUCGUCCUGGCCGCCGUGACCCUUAACGUCUACUUGCCAACGCUGGGGAUCGGCGAGACGUCCCCCAUGGACCCAGAGAAGGCCCUGUAUCUGGGCUCGGGGAUCGCGAUGGCGUCGUACCUACGGUAUGUGAGCGGGGCUAUCUCUGACAUUUGCUGGCAUCUGGACAUCCAGUGCUUCCGCAUCAAGCACAGCAGCGGCAACGGCAAGAAAGAGGACUGAGUUACUCCCCCUGAAAUGAAAUGCCUUCUUCGGAGUUGUUGCUGGGAUGAGAUGUGGGUCGGUGUGAAAGAAGCUGAGCCGGCUGCGACUGCGGUUGUGUUUUGUCCCGAAACUUGCCUGUGGAUCGGACGGCUAGAACGGCACGUGGUGCGGUUGGUUGCAGGCGCGCGCCCGCGGCUUCACGGGGAGGACGAAGUGUAAAGGGAAGCGGCUCCGUUUCCCGGCGCUGCACGUGGCUGGACGUCGGCGUAUCGACGGCGGACAACGUCAAGCGUCAUCCACCGAAUAGAUCAACCAGCGCAUGCUGUUUGGUUGAAUUGAGUCGAGGAGAAGUAUUUUGGAACGGGACAAAGCUGCGUUGCUUGUGCGGAUUGCCGGGCGUUCCUGCAGGUGUCACGUGGAGGUGUUUUUUGUUUCGGCGGGAGCCCGCUGGGCAUGGAGGGCCUUCGCAUUGCCAGUGAAAUACGGCACCACGGAGAGUGUGGGAACUGAAUUUUGAAUGGUUAUCUUGGGCUGGAUAAUGCGCCGUCUGUCGGUGCUUCCGUUGGUCCGCUGGAGAACGCUAUCGGAAAGCACCCUCUGCGUUUGAGUGGCGGUCUGGUACACGGUUUACGGUGCGGGUUUUGAGGUCUUUGGCGCCGUGAGUAGAGCGCUGAACGUUUAUUUGAAGGAAGUGGGAGAAGAGACGGGGAUUUUUUUUGGGUCGAAUUCAGAAUGAAAAUUUGGGGUUUGCGCAUACGAGGCUGACAUGACCUCGACGCAUGUGUAAAUAUGAACGGCUUGCAUUACGUUUAAUCUGUUCGUUUUUUUUAAAGUAUUGUCACGCUGUUUGGAGCGUGAGAGUGUGGUACACCCUUUUGUUUGCGUGCCCCCGCGCGAGGGGAUUGGCCUCAGAGUUGGACGCUUUCCGCCAGAUGUGUCGCUAUGGAGAGGGGCGUGAACCUCGGCCGCCGUCGACUUCGUUUUUGUGGUGUUGAUGAGACUUUGUGCGCCAACGUUUCGGCUUCUUCGUGCUGCACUCUUUGUGCCUUCUUUUUCCCGAGGCAAGGUGGUUGAGCGCGAGAAGCAUUCGUCGCUACUGUGGCUAGAUAAAUUGCACCAUGACUCUUUUCAUGGAACGAGCGAACACACAAUGUCGGCCACCGUGUCCUCAUGGGGGGCCAGAUGAUGUUCUGCCGAUGGGUGGGGGGAUGUUCCCGGCCACGGGGACGUGGCUCCCCGCGCAGGGUACAAGGUGGUUCUAAACUUGACUCCUACAGGUGGAACACAAAGAGUCGAGACAGGCGUGUAGGUUCCUCAGCUGGGGCUUAAAGUUUGGGGUGGAUAUUCGUGUUCAAGUGUUGGUUUUGUGUUUCCUUGGUGACGGCAAGGCUUGUGGGCCUUGUUGAGGAGUUCUGUUGGGCCAAACUCGCUUGAUAGUGUGGGAUGAAUAAGUCAACCGAGAGAGAGAGCGGGGGGGGGAGAGGGGGAGGAGGGGGUACUUCCUGUUGUGGAACAUGGUGGAGGAGCCAGGGGCUGCGUUCGCUUAAUGCGGCGGUGGAGGUGGUGGGUGAGUAGAGGGAGGGCAGCGACCGCAAACUGCUGUUGCCGUCGUCGCCAUCGUCGCCAUCGUCGUCGUCGUCGAUGCCGUUUCUGCUUCUUGCUGCUGCUCCUUUCGAGAAGGGAAAACGAGCUGCUGACUUGUUUGGGGGCCUGUGGCGUCAGCGCAUCACGUUGCCGGUAGCUAGAAUGUUACGCGUAAGGCGUCUUUCAGUGUCGAGGGGUGUCGAUAUCAUUGCCGACACCCCAGCAUCGCUACAAGGGCAAGACAUCGAUCUGAUUUGACGUUCCGUUCCCGAAAAUGUGGCCGCUCUCUUUCAUCGUCGGCGCAUGCGCAAGCUCCGCGCGCUGCUGUAACAUGCCGGGCGUGAUAUGUUUUGAGUUGGUGGCUUUUCCAGCCCCCGCCUUGGAAAAAUGUGUGUUAUGGGGAAAAUCUGCUUGGCGCGUUUUGUUGGCUGCCUGCCUCCUGCCUGCAUUGGUAUCGGGCAAAACGCGGCGAACAGUGUGAAGAAUGACGUACAAGUGUCGCUUGUUUGUUUUCCGCCGCCCUUGGAUUCUAUCAGGAAUGCUGGCACAUGGACCGUUUUGUUAGGGGUAAAAACAUCGUGUUGCUGUAUGGACGUAAGUACCGGUGGUCGCUAGAGCUUCCAACAGUUUACGUUAGUUAGUGGCCUUAUAGUUGGACUUGCACCGCUCCAUGGAGUAGAGGGAUCGCGGUGGUUGUAAGGGUGAAACGUGUUUUAUUUGCCCUUGUCCCUGGGGAAAGUGUUGUGGCGGGAUAUGAAGUGCUUUAUGGAGAGAGUGAGGGUUGUGAUGUUGGCGCAGGAAAGUGCCGUUGUUGUGACACUUGCAUCGUCGGCUUUUCUGAGUGCAAGGUAAAUUGGUGUGGACCAACGAUCAUUGCGGAGACCCACUUGGGUUCACCGAAAACAGCGAGUUCUUGGGGAAAUAAUGCCAUGGUAUAAUGCCACCCUCUCGAUGCGGAAUUCCUGUUCACGGCGACUUGCCCCAUUGUUGUUUGGCGGGGGGAUAUGGGACAUUCGUAGGGCAGUGGCGGCAUUAGGUUUCUUGAAAUGGGGCUGGAUCGAGUUAUGUACAUGACUUUGGACAAACCUUAGCGACAUGAUGACGAGCGGAACUUCUUACGGAGAGAUUCUGUGCCCCCCGCCAGCGAGGCAUGCACCCUACAGAAUGGCGGAGCGCGGCCGGUUUUGACAGCUUUCUGUGCCACGAAGAUGGCACAGCUGUGUGCUGUUGAGGGCAUCCUCGCUCAAGGUUUUGUUUCGUCGUUGCUGGCACGAUGGGAGAGGGGGGCUUCCUAUGGUUGGUUGGAGAGCCCCAUCUCGAGACCCAACAGGCGUGUCUACAUUGCUUGGUGAUCGUCAGCGUAUUUUACCCGUGGAUUGCUCAAGUCUUGUAGCUUCGCGUACUAUAGUUUCAUCGUGUUCUUUCGUGCUUGCAGCAAGCUCCCAAGGAGCACCCAUUCUUGACGAUCGUCAGCGUAUUUUACCCGUGG
Ectocarpus sp. CCAP 1310/34 is the source of this 4397-nucleotide messenger RNA. The record is from the annotation of a GenBank genome assembly. NCBI's taxonomy places the organism in Eukaryota, Phaeophyceae, Ectocarpales, Ectocarpaceae.